GGGAAAACAGAUUUUUAUUGAAAGUGACCGCUCCUGCAACCGGAAGUAAAUGUGAAAAUGUAAACAAAGUGUCAGUAAAUAAUAUGACUAUGCCACUGUCUAUGGACUAGUACAUGUAUAAUGCAGCUGCCGUCAAUCAAAUAUUUAAUAAAAUGCCUUUAAAGCGACUAGACUGCAAUGAUGGUCAUUCAGAAGAAUCACAGGAUGAACUUUUAGCAGAUGAUUCAGAUGUCUUUGAAAAUAGGAGCUCAAACUUAACCCUAGAAAUAGGCUUGGGAGACCUAAAUGAAGAGCCAUCUACACCAUCAAGUCCAGGAUGUGUGUCAAUAGAGAGUAACAGAGAAAGUGUUGGAUAUGUAAACUUUGAAGUCAUAUCUGCUGAAAGAGUCAAAGAUGGCAAUUCUACUUAUGUGGUAUAUCAAAUUUUAAUUUCUGGACAUGGAAUAGAAAAAACACCAGGUAUUUUGCACAAAAGAUACUCUGAUUUUGAAAAGUUUAAUGUGAAGCUGAGGAAAAAGUUUCCAGAAAUAAUGGACAGUGUGUCAUUUCCUGGGAAAGUCUUAGUUGGUAAUUUCAAAAAUGAAACCAUUGCUAAGAGAAGCAGAGCUUUUGAACAAUAUCUGAAUCAUUUAAUGUCACUGAAUGAGAUUAGAUUUUCUGGAGAAACAAAGGAAUUUUUCUAUGAAAAUGAAAUCAGUAAUGCAAACGAAAUGAUUGGUUCGAAGAAUUAUUCAGAAGCAAUUUCAUUAUUGGAAAAAUGUCUGCCAGUGCAAGAAAAACUAAUUGGAACCACACACAUUGAUGUUAUAAAAACCUUAUGUGCGUUAGUGGUCUGUUACCAGGCUCUCAAAGACCCUGAAAGAGCUUUGAAGUAUUCUACAACAGGACUGUCCUGUAUGGAGGACUCAACAGAUAACCCUUAUUAUCUCCCCUUGUUGCAUACAUCAAUCUAUUUACAUUGGAUGCUGGGAAAAGAAAAAACUCAUUUAGAAGUCAAACUUGGGGAAUUGAGAGACCAAGGUAUUGCCACAGAAACAAAUACUAAUUUGUUAGACACAGUAGUCAAAGAAUUGAAGAGCUGAUGUAACUAAAAAAGCUAAUUACAUAAAAUGUUCUGUGAUAUGGCAUAUGAUUGUUUAAAUUGGUGCUUAAUAGGCUUAUAUAUAUAUAUACUGGAGAUUUAUGUUGCUGUAUUUCAAAUUUCAGAAAUCAGAAAAGUAUAAAGUAGUCACAUGUACAAUGUCAUGUGCCCUCGUAUUUUACAAAUUGCCAAAAUAAGACUAUUUUAUAGUUGAUACAUAUACAUAUUCAUCUCUUUGUGGAUGAAAAUCUUAUUUUAUAUGAUUUAAAAAUAUGCCAGACAUAUUUUGAUUUGAUUGAAUCUCAUUCAUAAAUAGAUAUUUUUUCCCUUAAUAAUUAUGGUUAAGAAUUUUUUAUACUAAAUUUUUAUAACUAGUGGCAAUAUAUCUUGUUACCUGUACUUCACUGAUAAUUAUGAACAAACAAUUAAGGGGAGUCCAUACAGUUUCACAUGUUAUUGUAAUUUUUGUGAUUUUGUCUUAAGUGUGAAGAUUGAGAUGAGAUCUUUGAAAAUCCUAAAAUUGAACAAAAGUUACUAUGCUGGUUUCCAGAAAAAAGAGGUUAAAUAUUAUAAUUCUUUCGUUAAAAUUUUUCUACCAAUUUUAAGAUUUAAUUAAAUCAGAAUUUUUGUCAAUAAAAUUGUCAAAUUCAUUUUAUUUGAAAUCUCGGAUAGAUAGGAAAAAUUAAUUAACAUAUGAACAGUUCUACUGUUUAAUUUCAAAACUGCAUUGAACUAUUGUAUUCCAUUCCUAAUAUGAAAAUAAGAAGAUGUGGUAUGAUUGCCAAUGACACAACCCUCCACAAGAGACAAAAUGACAUAAAAAUUAACAACUAUAGGUCACCGUACGACCUUCAACAUGUUAGAUUAAUUUGUAGACCUUUAUUGAUCAGUUUUGCAAGGUUUUGGUAUUGUAAUUUUUCUAGACAAAAAUUACAUAAGAAAUUGAGACAACUGUCCCCCAAAGUUCAAAUGAAGUGGAUGAAAGCAAUUAUAGGCAACGGUACGGCUUUCAACAAUAAGAAAAAUCCCAUACCAUAUGGUCGCCUAAAAAUUAAAUGAAAUCAUGUUAACAUCAAUUAUCUCUUUAAACUGUAUUAUCUCCCCUUAAUUAUAAACUUUUGAUAUGACAGUGUAAAACUGUAGAUUCAUAAAUUGAAUCAUUGACAUUAUUUUGUACACUUGUAUUUUUAUAGAUAGCUAUGUGCUAGGUAUGAUGUAAUGACAGAAUAAUCAGAUGGUUGUAGAUUUACGUCAGUUAUAUUCCAGAAAUUUUUAGAUUGUCUUUCAUGUUUGUAUGAUUUUUAUAUUAUAAUAUUUUGUAUUAUUUGUAUGGAUAAGUUGUGUUGUCUUUCCUGUUUACUAGUCAAUUAUUGUUAGGUUUAAUAAAAAAGAUCUGAUAUAUGUUCUACACACAAAUUAUUAGUAAAUUUUGUAAAAGAAACACUAUAGCUUAUUGGGUUUACGGGUAAAAAAUUAGAUCUGUUGUUUCCCUAAUAUAACCUUCGACAAAUUAAUGUAACACAAUCUAGUAUUUUUUCUCUGACUAAUUUCUAAAGAUUGAAUUAGUUAAGUUAACCAAUCAAAAGAUGUGUGGUUUGUGAAAAGUUACUGAUACUUUGAAUUUUUAUUUUUGGGAUGAAAAAGAAAGGAUAUAAUAUAUUGAUUCAUGACACAAAAUCCCUGCACAGACUUGACAAAAUUACAAACAAAGAAGCAGUACAUAGGCCUAGGUCUGUAUCAAACAUAAAAUACUGAAUUUACAAUUUAAAUUUACUUGUAUUAUCCUCUUGUUGUAAGUUUGUUUAUCUGAUAGUUGUUAUUGAUAUGUUUUUUUUUUCUUCUAAUUAUUAAUUCACUAUUUGAUAGUUUGAAGUACAUAUGUAUUACGUUGUUUUAAGAAUACUCAUGUAUCAGUCUGUUAAAAUUACAAAUCAGUAUUUAUACCACCACUGUAAAGACAGAGUAUACUGGUUAACGUCUAUUCAUCCAUCUAUCAGUCAGUAACAUAUUUAUAUCACUUUUAAUUUUCUUUAUCAAAAACUAUAAGUCAUAUAACAAUAUUUUGUAAUAUAAUCUGGUUGAAAUAUAUAGUUAAUUACAGGAAAAAUAUAAUACAUGUGAUUAUAUCAUCAGAAGAUGAGAACAAUUCACAACAAAAAUAAAACCAAAUAUUCACAGAAACCUAUGAGAAUUUUGCUUCUAUUUGUACCAAGUUGAUUAAAAUUCAACAAGGAAUGAUGUCAUAAUAAUUUUUUUUUAAAUUGUAUUUAAAUUGUAUUCUGUAUAUAUUGCGCAACACUUUCAUUGAGAUUAUUGGGGUCAAACUUUGAGGGCUCAUAUCUUUGUAGAAAAUGCUCAAAAUGAUCUGAAGUUAACAGCAUUACUGUUUUAAAGGGUGUUGAAUUGAUUAAAGAAAAAUACUGAAACAAAAUAAGAAUUUCGACCAUGUGCACAAAAUUGUUAAAAUUGUGACUUUCAAUUUUGACCCCUUUCCUCAAAGUUUGUGAACAGUGUAAUUGGCUGAAAUUUAACCAACAUAACUGUAGAACUUUUGAAUACACAAAUGAUUGAAGAUUAAGAAAACACAUACUUGUAAGAUAGAUCAAGAUUUUGAUUUACUUUAUUUUCAGUCAGAAGUUGUAUUACAUUUAUCUGAGUAGUAUAGAAUAAAAUAUAGGUGAAUAAUACUUAAUUGUUUAAUUUUUUCAAUGCCUUUAUUUUUUUGGAAUUUUGUAAUCCAAUAUUUCCAAUGUUUUCAUUACAAAGUAAGUGUUAUAUAUUUUUGUGAAGAGGAAGUGAAUAUUUAUUAUUUGUUAUCUCCCUUUUUUUAUGAACUAUAAAGAUCUUUGUAAUUUUUGUUAUGUAGUUAUGAGCCACAAUUAUGAUCAAAUAAACAAAAAUAAUAUUAACUCAUGGUCUUUUAUGUAUGGAAUAAAA
Molecule: messenger RNA, 4018 nt
Organism: Mytilus californianus (California mussel)
Lineage: Eukaryota; Metazoa; Mollusca; Bivalvia; Mytilida; Mytilidae
Product: sorting nexin-21-like
Exons: 3
Coding region: 114-1082 (322 amino acids)
Biological process (GO): protein transport
Cellular component (GO): early endosome membrane
Molecular function (GO): phosphatidylinositol phosphate binding; protein binding
Source: RefSeq, a predicted model, not a curated record